Messenger RNA from Moneuplotes crassus, 1290 nucleotides. NCBI's taxonomy places the organism in Eukaryota, Ciliophora, Spirotrichea, Euplotida, Euplotidae. The record is from the annotation of a GenBank genome assembly.
AUGGCAUCACUGUCUGAGUCACUAAAAGAUUUGCAAGAACUUAUAGCAGAGUUCUACGAAUUAGCAGAUUACACCCCUCUAGGUGCGAAGGAGUACAACGAAAAGGAUAUGUGCAAUAUUGACAAAGGGACUCAUGCCCAGUUUGCCCUCAAUAAUAUCCUCUCAUUGAAUUACGGAUAUCAAUCAGUGGACUCAGGAUCUCCUUGGCUUCCUUAUUGGUUGACAAAUAUUCUGGAAAUCACGAUGAAUCCUAUUGAAGAGCUCCCUUCAGUCUUGAGAAAGAAGUUGACUAAGUUCUUGAAAAAUCUUCAUAAUGAUGAAAGUGGAGGAUUCAGAGGCCAGAUUAGUUUACAGAGCCAUAUCGCAUCUACAUAUGGAGGUCUUAUGGCUAUCGUCAAUAUUGGUACAGAAGAAGCAUAUCAGAUCAUAGAUAAACAGAAAAUGAAAGAAUUCUUAACUGAAGUAUUUUGUAAAGUAAAGCAAGAGCCUUCGUCUACUCUCAAAUCGUCAGAAAUGAAAGUUGGUGAAAAUGGAGCAUACAUCAUGCAUGAAAAUGGGGAGUAUGACCUUCGUGCCUGAUACUGAGCAUUAAUAAUUGCUGAUAUCCUCGGAUUCCUUCCUGAUCCUGACCUCACUGAAGGGAUGAGUGACCUCAUUGCUAGUUGACAAACAUACGAAGGUGGAAUUGCGUGUAAUCCUUAUGGAGAAGCUCAUGCUGGAUAUACUUACUGUGGUCUUUCCUGAAUGAUCCUUCUUGGAGAAGUAGACAAGUUAAAUUUAGACCGUUUAAUUGAAUGGGCUGUAAAUAGACAGUUAGAAAUGGAAGGAGGAUUUAAUGGACGAAUCAACAAACUAGUAGAUUCUUGAUACAAUUUCUGGAUGGGUGCUAUCUUUGAAAUGGUUGAUAUGGCUACAAAAGGGAAAGCAAAUAUUGAUGGCCAGUGGCUUUGUAGUCAGCUCGCGUUACAAGGAUAUUCUAUAUUCUGAUGCCAAAGCUCUGAAGGAGGUUUUAAGGAUAAACCACGUAAAGGAGUUGACGUAUAUCAUACAAUGUACGCUCUUGCAGGUACUUCUAUUUGUCAACAUAAGAGCCAUUUUCAUCAAAAGAAAGUAGAAGAAAUUUCUGAAGAAAAUAAGGAAGAUGACCCUGAAUUAAGUGAAGGAGAUGAUUUUGAUGAAGUUUGUAUCCUUUCAAAAAAUUACAACAACUUAUUGGCCAGACUUAGCCCAAUAUAUAAUGCGAGGAUGUGUCUUGUGAAAAAAGCAAAGGAGUUUUAUAAAGAAAAUUAG